AAAGAAUUUCUGCUAUGAGUUGUGCUGUGAAUAUGUGGGCCUUAGAGGCGAACAUACGACCGGCCCUCUGAAGGAGGGGAUGCCUCGCAUUGAGGCGUCGCAUACCUCGCAAUACCAGUUCAGUCCCCACUCUUGUGUUGCUUUUCCCCGUAAACUAAAGAAUUUCUGCUAUGAGUUGUGCUGUGAAUAUGUGGGCCUUAGAGGCGAACAAACACUCCCUGAGUUAGGGCUAAAAAAGCGAUCCCUAAAUAUAAUAUCUCUGUUACACAACCUAUUCGUGAGCCGAGAGUUAAGGCAAUCGAGAGGAGAGGUAGAGGCAGACAGAGUUCGAGAGAAGUUUAGUUUGUUUUCAGGUGCGCCCAGUGUUGGAGUGGAAGCUCUUACUCUUACAUUAGUGAUUGCCAUGUGGCAGGACAUUGAGAGUGUGCUACUCGUCAGUGAUAGCGCACAGAUUGUGCCCAAUUCCGAGACCCACCGGUAUAUUCUGCAACAAAGUCAACACCAAAGCCAACCACACACUCAACACCACAACACAACUCAUCCGCAAAUCAAUGCAAACGAUGUUUAUGUGAAACAAGAAUUCAAUCAAAUCAAGUCUGAAUACGAUUACCACCUUUUGCUAUGCAUGCUGGUCAGCCACGGCAUGCAGCUCUCGUUGUUGAUAACGUUACGGAGCGUUUGGACUUCAACGCCGUUACAGCCGAUUCAGUGCACACAACCAUCCAAUCAGUUGUGCGCCAACCGUAUGGUCCACAGUGCCAAAGACCCGAUGCUAUGGGUGCCCACAUCUCAAUCCCAACACCCGAACCAAUCGGCAAACUAUUAUUGUGAUCAAUACAGCAAUACAUAUCUGCACUGGAAUUCGGGUCACUAUCCAUAUAGUGAGCCAACAGUAAUCCAGUGCCAGAUAUCGCCGCCGGCGUCGCCCGAGAACCAGACGAAACACUCGUAUCAGACAAACACUAAUUACAACACCAAUAGUAAUGUUCCCAAAGUUGCCGUCCAUUCCUCCGCAGAAAAUACUCGCAAACACUACCCAACGGUAGCGCCUGUCAUACCUCAACACAGCCAACAACAUAGCUAUACACCCGCACCGCCCGCUCCCUAUAUCAGAGGUAUAGUAACGCCGCCGGCGUCGCCGCACGUAGACAUUCAACACUACACAAACUCGAGUCCAUAUCAUUCAUCGCAACACACAUUACCGCCGGUCAACACAAUGCCGGCCAACACAGCGGCGCCAGUCGUCGCACCGAAAUCGAGGCGCGGACGUCGCGCCACCGGCCGUAAGAAAGUCACUCAUCACUCGUGCUCUUACGACGGCUGUACGAAGACCUAUACGAAGAGCUCACACCUGAAGGCCCACCUGAGGACACAUACGGGUGAAAAGCCCUAUCAGUGCAAUUGGAAGGGCUGCGGCUGGAAGUUCGCCCGAUCUGAUGAACUGACCCGACAUUUCCGCAAACACACCGGCGAUCGUCCCUUUCAGUGCCGACUCUGCGAGAGAGCCUUUUCCCGAUCCGAUCACUUUUUACGGGGAAAAGCAACACAAGAGUGGGGACUGAACUGGUAUUGCGAGGUAUGCGACGCCUCAAUGCGAGGCAUCCCCUCCUUCAGAGGGCCGGUCGUCAUGUGCUGUAAACGCAAUGCAAAAACUUGUACGGAAUGGGGGACUGCGGGCGCACUUCUCCACUCAUUGCCAAUGAGCGCAAAUGUUGAUCAUCACCGGCACAGACGGCACAGACACCUGACCUUCACAAGCCAUCCACACAAUGACUGCCCGAGUGGUCACGUGACGCAUAUUUUGUCUAACUUUUUGUCCGUGAAAUGGCUU
This is a messenger RNA of Medioppia subpectinata, 1831 nucleotides long. The record is from the annotation of a GenBank genome assembly. Lineage: Eukaryota; Metazoa; Arthropoda; Arachnida; Sarcoptiformes; Oppiidae.